ACGACCUCGGCCGAGUCCACCACGGGAACCUCCUCCUCUCCCAGCGAGAGCAGCCCCACGACAUCGGCCGAGUCCACCAUGGGAACCUCCUCCUCCCCCAGCGAGAGCAGCCCCACGACCUCAGCCGAGAGCAGCCCCAGGACCUCGGCCGAGUCCUCCACGGGAACCUCCUCCUCGUCCAGUGAGAGCAGCCCCACGACCUCAGCCGAGUCCACCAUUGGCACCUCCUCAUCUCCCACCAAGAGCAUUCUCACCACAUCAGCUUAUGCCACCACGGGAACCUCCUCCUUGCCCAGUGAAAGGAGUCCCAUAACCUCGGCCGAACCCACCACGGGCACCGCCUCCUCGGAGAGCAGCCCCACGACCUUGACUGGGUCCACCACAGUUCCCUUCUCGUCGCCCAGCGAGAGCAGCUCUACGACCUCGGCCGACGACAGCAGCCCCACAACCUCGGCCGAGUCCACCACGGGAACCUGCUCCUCGCCCAGUGAGAGCAGCCCCAUGACCUCAGCCGAGUCCUCCACGGGAACCUCCUCCUUGUCCAGUGAGAGCAGCCCCACGACCUCAGCCGAGUCCACCAUUGGCACCUCCUCAUCUCCCACCAAGAGCAUUCUCACCACAUCAGCUUAUGCCACCACGGGAACCUCCUCCUCUCCCAGCAAGAGCACCGCCACGACCUCGGCCAAGUCCACCACGGGAACCUCCUCCUCGUCCAGUGAGAGCAGCUCCACCAUGGGAACCUCCUCCUCCCCCAGCGAGAGCAGCUCCACGACCUCAGCCGAGUCCACCAUGGGAACCUCCUCCUCGUCCAGUGAGAGCAGCCCCACGACCUCGGCCGAGUCCACCACGGGAACCUCCUCCUCUCCGAGCGAGAGCAGCCCCACGACCUCAUCUGAGUCCACCACGGGC
This is a messenger RNA of Gopherus evgoodei (Goodes thornscrub tortoise), 909 nucleotides long. RefSeq lists its product as uncharacterized. The transcript has 5 exons. The annotation marks the transcript as partial. The record is from RefSeq and is a predicted model, not a curated record. NCBI's taxonomy places the organism in Eukaryota, Metazoa, Chordata, Testudines, Testudinidae.